This is a messenger RNA of Rotaria sp. Silwood2, 1053 nucleotides long. The record is from the annotation of a GenBank genome assembly. Lineage: Eukaryota; Metazoa; Rotifera; Eurotatoria; Philodinida; Philodinidae.
AUGAGUAAAGAAAAUUUCCGUUUUUAUAUUAAAGUGCGUACUGCACUUAAUGUCCAAGCAAGGGUUAUUUAUGAAGAAUUACAUUCUGUCUUUGCUGACGAAGCUCCUCCUCUUAGAACAGUUGAGAGAUGGGCUAAAUGGUUUCGUGAAGGUCGCGAAGAAGUUGAAGAUGAAGCACGACCUGGCAGACCAGUUACUGAAACAACGACUGAAAAUAUUGAACAAAUCCGUCGUCUUAUCGAUGAUGAUCCUUAUAGUACAAUUGAAGAAUUGCAGGAACAAACUGGUUUAAGUUAUAGCACCACUCAAAGAAUUAUCAGCGACCAUUUACAGCUUAGAAAAAUGACUGCUUGUUAUAUACCUAAGCAUUUGACCGAUUUUCAACGAGCUGAACGCGUUCGCAUAUGCAAAGAAAACUUAGAAAAAUUCGAAAAAAGAAUAUGGCGCUUAUGUGAUGUGGUGACUGGAGACGAGUCGUGGUUUUAUCAUAAGCAAAUUGGUCGAAAGUCAGCGAAUGCUGCUUGGGUGACAAAAGGAGAUCCUCCACCUACAGUAGUCCGACUUAGUAAAUUCGCUCCAAGAACUUUGUUUUCCAUAUUUUUUAAGUCAAAUGGUCCCGUUAUUAUUCAUCGUAUUGCACGUGGACAAACGGUUGAUCAUCGGUAUUACUUUGACAAUUGUUUACAACCAGUCGUCAAUGAAAUCAAGCGCCGAAGACCAUCAUUCGGCACAUGUGGUAUUAAACUCCUCCACGACAAUGGAAAACCUCAUGUUCACAAAGCUGUUUGCGAUUAUCUUGAAUCAGAAGAUAUCACAAUAGUACCACAUCCACCUAAUUCGCCAGAUCUUGCUCCAUGUGACUUUUGGUUAUUCGAUUUCGUCAAACAAAAUAUAGGUGAUCAGGACGAUGCCGAAUCAUUGAAUGAUGCUAUAACUACAUUUAUGUACUCGUUAGAUCCAGAAGAGUACAGAAAAACUUUCGAUAAAUGGGUUGAAAGGAUGCAACUAUGUGUGGACAAUAACGGAGAAUAUUUUGAACAUUUAAUGAAAUAA